AUAAACGGCAUCUGCAUUCACACCCAUUAUGUUGCUAUGUGCUUCCCUCUUGUGGUUCUAAAUGGAAUUGUUAAAGCAGAAGUGUGUAAUUUCUGCACCAUCCAAUGGAAUUGAAAAAAUAAACGUUUGUUUUGUGAAUAGGCCCCCUGUCUGCUGUUGUUAAAACAAACAGACAGUCCCGCCCCAAACUCAUGCCAUUGGUUGUGUCAGUGUUGUUGUGUCAGGCUGGACGGGUUGCUCAAAACAAACAGCAUUUUUGUCGGACCACAGAGACACAGUGUUUACUCUUUUCGAGAAAAUUAACCCACAAAUGGCUAACUUACAGUUGUCUUUGCAUAUUAAACUGGGAUAUGAGGAAAUGUUUUAACAUAGAAAGUUACACACUUAAGCUUUAAGCUCAAACUGGUUUUAUCCAAGAUUUCAGAGCUCCGAUUUCGAUAUAAUACAUUUGGGUUUCCUUUUUGGUUUGAAAAAUAUAGCAUAUUAGUAUUUAGUAUAUGCUUAGUUCUAAAAGUAAUUGUAAUACUUGGGUUUAUGAGUUGCAAGAUAACUCUCAAAUUUAGGAGCCUUUGAAACUGAAGAUUUUUUCCUCAGGAUUAUAUUCUAUAUAGAUAUGACCAGUUUUAUGUAGUCAUUUCAUAUGUCAAUGUUCUUAUUAAUGUAUUUUUAAGAGUAAGCUUGCUUAUUUUAUAGAAAUAGUCAGUGUUUUUAAACCAAAGAUAGUCUUUACAACUAUAUUCCAUGUUUAUGUUCUGAAUAUGGCUGCUUAUAUUAUCAUAGAAAAUGGCAUGUUGAAGUCCUGACAUUGUUAAAAACGACAGAAAAACACAUAAUGUACCAAGAAAAAUAAAAGCUUGAGUAAGAAAAAAAUUUUUUUUUCUCAGUUAAUCGCAGAUUACUAGAUAAUAAUAAUGAUAGUAAUAUAACUUUUAUUUGUAUAUAUCCUUUCUUACAUCAAGUGUAACUCAAAGUGCUUCAUAAAUCAGAAGCAGGAUCAUGAUUUCAAGCUCGAUUAAACUUCCUAGUGUUUAGUAGUGCAUGCGCAGAGCGCUAGAUAGCACCAUAGGAAAUGUAAUCAAGCUUGAAAUCAUGAGACUGCUGUUAAUAUGUACAGUGAAAAAUGAGUUACAUUUUGGUCUGUUCUCACCCCAAAGUUUUGGUCACCAUUCACUUGCAUUGUAUGGACCAACAGAGCUGAGAUAUUCUUCUAAAAAUCUUAGUUUGAGUUCUGCAGAAGAGGGUCAUACACAUCUGUGAUUUCAUGAGAGUAAAUGAUGAGAGAAUUUUCAUUUUUGGGAGAACUAACCCUUUAAUAAAGUCCAUUUUAAAUCAAUCACAAUGAUUAAGCCAUAUUAUUACUGUAGCCACAGAAUAAUUGCAUUGUGCUAAUUGUUGUCUCCAUUGUCCUUCAAUGAGUAUAGUCAAGAGACUUCUAUUUGGUUUCCAAAAUGUAAUUGCUAUUUAACCUCUGCCUGUUAGCCAGUCUGCUAGUAUGAGACAGCUGCUUCUAUAAAUAACCAACCCCCCUCUCAACAACCUCCCACCUCAUUCUCUCACUCAGUAGGCAACACUGCCUUCAGGUUCUGUUCUUACCAAGGGUUGACGCACAUAUAUAUUUUGUUGCAAAGAAGGCAGAGAAACACACCACGUCUCUUAAAGGCUGACAGCUCUAAAGAAGAAGUUUGAUUCAUUUCAGGAGCUGACAAGCACAGCUAUGAAGAGCCUCAAGUUUUUAGCGGCAGAGGGCUUCGUUCAGAAUGGCCCAAAUGCAUGUAAGAGCCUCAAUUGCUUGUCUUACAAUCUCUACCCAGUCCUUUUCAAGGCCAGCUAUCUGCGUGAGGAGCCCACAGUGCUCCAUGAUUUGGUCCAGACGUGGCCUCUCACAGAGCUCAACUUGCGCAAGUUACUGGGCAGAACAGUGGACUGUCCAGAUGAUCUGACUUCCCGCACCUGCAGAAUCUGUCUGGAGGCCUUUCUAAAAGGUCUGAAGGACUAUGUGCUUCAAGCGCCAAGCACUUAUGCAAAAAUGCUUCGUGUUGUAGAUAUGAUUGGUCUUCAAGACACAGAACACCAGGUCUGUCCAUGCAGCCGUACGCUUGGUCGCUGGGCACGCACCGAACUGCUUACUAGCAUGUGCUAUGAGACUAUGGUGUCCAUGCAGGCUGGCCAAGCAGCACCAUCAGCUUUUGAUGUGGAGGUAGAUGUCCGUCUUGAUGCCUUUGUUACAGGAAGGAACUACGAGGUGGUAGCACAGGCUCUGUUGCUGCACAGACAUUGCCCAUUAAAGCUGCACUUUGUAGGCCUACGUGUGGACUCACUGGCCCUCAAGAAUCUCUUUUAUUUGCUGAAGCUAGUGGAACCACAUGGCCUGCAGAAGCUGGAAGUGGUGCACAAUGUACACCUGGAGGCUCCACACAUUGAGGUAAUGCUCUCCAAGCUGAAGUUCCCUCAGCUGCGCUCACUCACGUUUCCAGCACAGGCUUUGAAUGUACACAGGUUGGGUCCAGAGGAUGUGGACCUCUUGGGAGUUCUGGGUGAGCUGAUGAGUGAACUGACUGAGCUAAGAGAGCUCUAUCUGGGCUUCUCCACUCUUACUGGACACCUGAGGAAACUUCUGAGUCCACUUCAAACUCCACUGCAGUGUAUAGAGCUAGCAAACUGUAACAUCAACGCAGUGGACAUGGCCUACUUUGCCAACAGCCUGCACAGUGAGCACUUAGUAAAGUUGGACCUGAGUGGUCACGGAGUAGCUGACCUCUUCCCGAACACCUUUCGGAAACUCCUGCAGCGGUGUUCUGCCACACUCACUAGCCUGGGUCUGGAAGAAUGUGGACUGGAUGAAGAGUGCCUGAAUCUGCUCACCCAAGCACUGGCUCCCUGCCAGGGACUCCAAGAAUUCAAGAUCUUGGGUAACCCAUUGAGCACAGCUGCCCUGCGCCAUCUUUUCAGUGUGCUGGCUCAGGGUUUUCCAGCUUUGAGAUAUGUUGAGCUACCCGUGCCUCGUGACUGUUAUUCUGAAAACGCAACGUACCCACUGGACGACAAGACACUGCUGAAUUAUGAUAGAGAGAAGUUCCAACAAGCCAGGACUGAACUUGUGGGCAUCCUUGAGAGAGUGGGGAAAGGAAAUGUAGAAGUUUGCACCCCAUUGCUUGGAGCCUACGAUCCUGACAUCAAUGAGACGAGUAACGAGCUGGGGGUCUCCAUGUUGCACUCUUUCAACAGUGUCAUAGGCAACUUCAUUGAUACGGUGAAUAGCGUAAACCAACGGAGAGAGCAAAGAAUGAUGGAGUGAACCUGUUCAUGGUGAACAAGAAAUUAGAAUGUUUUACUGUAACUGAUUUAAGGGGGAUAUUUUAACAGUUAGAUUCAGUAUACAAUAUAAGCACCUUUGUAAAUAUACAUAAAUAUAUAGGUGUUUCUUCAACUUCGGGCAAUUUCAUGUCCCAUGGGUUGAUUUUUAAUCAAAUGGCCAGAUUUCAACUUUUUUCUUUUUGUUAUUUGAAAGUCACAUUAAAACUGACUUGGAAACUUUUUUUCCAGGCCUUCAUUUUUAUUUUACUUCUCAAAUGCCUUUUAUGUACAGAUUUUACUGGUUAAGCCUUGUCCAAGACCCGGACUUUCAAUAUUAUUUUUGUUGGAUUUUCUUCCAAUUUGGAAUGCCCAAUUCCCAAUGUGUUUUUUAAGUCCUCAUGGUCACGUAGUGAUUCGCCUCAGUCCGGGUGGCGGAGGACGAAUCCCAGCUGCCUCUGCUUCUGAGAUCGUCAACCCGCGCAUCUUAUCACGUGGCUUGUUGAGCGCGUUGCCACAGAGACAUAGCGCGUGUGGAGGCUUCACGCCACCCACCACGGCAUCCAUGCUCAACUCACCACGCGCCUCACCGAGAAUGAACCACAUUAUAGCGAUCGCGAGGUUACCCCAUGUGACUCUACCCUCCCUAGCAACCGGGCCAAUUUUGUUGCUUAUGGGAACUGGCUGGAGUCACUCGGCACACCCUGGAUUCAAACUAGCGAACUCCAGGCGUGGUAGCCAGCGUCUUUUACCACUGAGCUACCCAGGCCCCGGACUUUCAAUAUUAAACUAUGAAUAUCCAUUAUAAAAAUACAAAUUAUUACUGGUUUAAAACAACGAUAAUCAAAAAAAAAAAAAAAAAAAAGUAUGAAAUAAUAAUAAUACAUUUAAAAAAAUACGUUUCGACUGUCUCACAUUCAGAACUCAUAGUUACGUCAUUUCCACCACACUAAACAAUUUUGCCCCAAAAUACAUUUUUUUCAAAAGUUAGUGUACUUAACCAAGUGGACAAGUGUCAGUGAAGAGUGUGCUUGAAAUGAAAUAUGAGACAAGUGAUGUUUGAAAAAAAAAGGCGAAUAUCACUUUUUGUAUUGCAUUUAUUUUAUUGCUUAUAAGCUAAUUCCCAAUCGCUAUAAUUUUGCCAACUUGUGUAAAACGUGUGAAAAUAUAAUUUAAUUGUGUGUAUUUAGGAUAUUUAUGAAAAAUAAGUGUGAAAUUUUUUUUCAAACUUAACUUUAUAGACAUGCCCAAAGUUAAAGAAACUCAUAUAUGUAAGCAUCUUUGGAAAGGUGGAUGGCGUAAAAUAUAGAAACAAAGAAUUCAGCUGCUACAAAUAAUUUACAAGCACGUAGAAUAUAUAUUUUUAACAUGUGAAAGAAUUAACUGAUUUAAGGCUUUGCAAUAUUUUCUGUAUAACGAUUCAAAUUAUUUUUUUUGUCUUGUUUUUAAAGAACAUUAGACUGUAGUAAUGAAAUAUGACCCAUUACUUGUAAAAGCAAGGGUCAUUUUCAUGUAUAUUGUGCAUUUAUUGUUUAAAUGAAUUCUUUAAAAAUAAAGAAAUUGCCUUUGCUUUAGA
Molecule: messenger RNA, 4867 nt
Organism: Myxocyprinus asiaticus (Chinese sucker)
Lineage: Eukaryota; Metazoa; Chordata; Actinopteri; Cypriniformes; Catostomidae
Product: leucine-rich repeat-containing protein 14B-like
Exons: 3
Coding region: 1715-3295 (526 amino acids)
Biological process (GO): negative regulation of apoptotic process; negative regulation of DNA-templated transcription; negative regulation of cell differentiation
Cellular component (GO): cytoplasm
Source: RefSeq, a predicted model, not a curated record